AUGUCCCAGAUGUUUCCCAAACUGCCCACGGGCAGAUUCACAAGGCAGUUUGCCAGAUUGAACAACAUUGCAAACUUUCCAAAUAGUGCUGUUAGGGUCCCUGCUACCGUAAACAGAUUGGAGUUAGUUCUGAAACAAAAUGUCCAACAAGGUCACAUGGGACUCCACCAGUUCAAGAAAUGGAACCUUCCGACGAUCCAAUUUCACAAUCCGGAACUGUGCAUUGUCGUCAAGAGAGUCAAGGUCGAGUCCAAGGAUGAAGCACUCAAAGUUCCCGCUAGUUUGGUGAUAAAUUACACUGAUGGAACUUCGAAGACGUUCGACUGCAAGAACAAACGCAGCGAAGAUAUUAUGACACAGUUUAUUGACCUUACUGGUGCUGAAAAGGUUCCAGAUUCGGAGAUCCCUGUAUGGGGCAGGAAAUAA
Komagataella phaffii GS115 is the source of this 426-nucleotide messenger RNA. RefSeq lists its product as hypothetical. Gene Ontology annotation, molecular function: structural constituent of ribosome. Gene Ontology annotation, cellular component: mitochondrion. The transcript has a single exon. The record is from RefSeq and is a predicted model, not a curated record. The coding region runs from base 1 to 426 and encodes 141 amino acids. NCBI's taxonomy places the organism in Eukaryota, Fungi, Ascomycota, Pichiomycetes, Pichiales, Pichiaceae.